Funneliformis geosporum is the source of this 122-nucleotide messenger RNA. The record is from the annotation of a GenBank genome assembly. Lineage: Eukaryota; Fungi; Glomeromycota; Glomeromycetes; Glomerales; Glomeraceae.
AGAUUGUUCGGUUCAAAGGCGUCAUCAAAAGAUCAUUGAAGCUCUAGUUACGAUUGCAAAAGAAGAGACAGUUGAAUCGAUGGAAAGGGCUGCUGUCAGAUUAGCUAAAUUAGUUGGUUAUG